Messenger RNA from Brettanomyces bruxellensis, 402 nucleotides. RefSeq lists its product as uncharacterized. Gene Ontology annotation, molecular function: single-stranded DNA binding. The transcript has a single exon. The record is from RefSeq and is a predicted model, not a curated record. NCBI's taxonomy places the organism in Eukaryota, Fungi, Ascomycota, Pichiomycetes, Pichiales, Pichiaceae. The coding region runs from base 1 to 402 and encodes 133 amino acids. Gene Ontology annotation, biological process: DNA replication.
AUGUUAAGACAAUCAGUCAGAGCUUUCUCGACUUCCGCCGUCUCAAAGAUGGCACGUAUGUCUCUUAUUGGUACAAUUGGUACAGAUCUCGAAAAGAAGACGACAAGUUCUGGUAAAGAGUUUAUCAGAUAUGCUGUUGCCGUCAAUUCAAAAUCCAAGGAUGAUGAGACCUCCUGGUAUAAUGUUGCUUGCUUUUUUCCUGCCCAGAUUAACUUUAUGACAACAUAUCUUGGAAAGGGUGCCAAGAUUUUCCUCGAAGCAGACGCUUCAAACACAAGCUAUGAGAAGCAGGAUGGUAGCAGAGCUAGAUCGCUUAUGCUAUUUCAGACAAGUGUUGAAGCUAUUAAGUUCCCAAAAAGACCCGAAGAAGACGGUGGGGCUCCAACCCAGCAGCAGCAAUGA